Molecule: messenger RNA, 1803 nt
Organism: Lolium rigidum
Lineage: Eukaryota; Viridiplantae; Streptophyta; Magnoliopsida; Poales; Poaceae
Product: protein DETOXIFICATION 49-like
Exons: 1
Coding region: 1-1656 (551 amino acids)
Biological process (GO): xenobiotic detoxification by transmembrane export across the plasma membrane
Cellular component (GO): membrane
Molecular function (GO): antiporter activity; xenobiotic transmembrane transporter activity
Source: RefSeq, a predicted model, not a curated record
AUGUCGUCCUGCUCCGACGCUGCCACGGCGGCGUGCCGAGAUGGCCUCACCUCCUCCUUGCUCUCCAAGGAGGAGCUUGUCCUACUCGUAUCCGUGGCGGAGGAGCAGCAGCCGCCAGUGCUCACGUGCAAGCCGCCGGGCCGCCUUGCCAAGGCGGCCAAGGAAACCUGGUCUCUGUCUUUGUCCGUCACGUUUCCCACGGUCCCGUCCAUGUCGGCCGCCUCGGCGCGGGAGGAGGCGCGGUCCAUACUGGGGCUGGCGGCGCCGAUGAUCCUCACCGGCCUGCUGCUCUACCUCCGGUCCAUGAUCUCCAUGCUCUUCCUCGGCCGCCUCGGGGGCCUGGCGCUCGCCGGCGGCUCCCUCGCCAUCGGCUUCGCCAACAUCACCGGCUACUCCGUACUCUCCGGCCUCGCCAUGGGCAUGGAGCCCAUCUGCGGGCAGGCCUUCGGGGCGGGCCACCACCAGCUCCUCGGCGUCACCAUGCAGCGCACCGUGCUGCUGCUCCUCGCGGCCGCCGUCCCCAUCGCCGGGCUGUGGACGCACAUGCGGCCGCUGCUGCUGCUCUGCGGCCAGGACGUUGGCAUCGCGGCGGUCGCCGAGACCUACAUUCUGGCCUCCCUCCCGGACCUCCUCCUCCAGGCGCUCCUUCACCCCAUCCGCAUCUACCUCCGAACGCAGUCCAUCAACCUGCCGCUCACCGUCUGCGCCGCGCUCGCCAUCGCGCUCCACCUGCCCACCAACUACCUGCUCGUCUCCGUCCUCGGCUACGGCGUCAGAGGGGUCGCGUUCGCCUCCGUGCUGGCCAACCUCAACUUCCUCCUCCUCCUCCUCGGCUACAUCCUGCUCAACGGCGUGCACAGGCGCACCGGCAGCUUCUUCGCGCUCUCGGCCGACAGCUUCCGUUGCUGGGGUGAGCUCGUCCGCUUGGCGCUGCCAAGCUGCGUCAGCGUCUGCCUCGAGUGGUGGUGGUACGAGAUCAUGAUCCUCCUCUGCGGCCUCCUCGCCGACCCGCAGGCCACCGUCGCGUCCAUGGGCAUCCUCAUCCAGACCACCUCGCUCAUCUACAUCUUCCCUUCCUCGCUCGGCUUCGGCGUCUCCACCCGCGUCAGCAACGAGCUCGGCGCCGACCGCCCCGACCGCGCGGGCCGCGCUGCCACCGUGGGCCUCGCGCUCGGCUUCGCCUUCGGCGCCGCCGCGUCCGCGUUCGCGUUCCUCGUGAGGGGCUCCUGGUCCGCCAUGUUCACGGCGGACCCGGCGAUCGCCGCGCUCACCGCGUCCGUGCUGCCCAUCCUCGGCGCCUGCGAGCUCGGCAACUGCCCGCAGACGGCCGGGUGCGGCGUGCUGCGUGGGAGCGCGCGGCCCAAGGACGCCGCCAGCAUCAACCUCCGCUCCUUCUACCUCGUCGGCACGCCCGUCGCGCUCGUCCUCGCCUUUUGGUACCACUACGACUUCAAGGGCCUCUGGCUAGGCCUCCUCGCAGCUCAGCUCACCUGCAUGGUGCGGAUGCUGCUGGUGAUCGGCCGGACGGAUUGGGCCACGGAGGCCAAGCGCGCGCAGCAGCUCACUGGAGCAGGCGUGGUCACCACGGCGGUGCUGGACGCCAAACCGAGCAUUGUGAUCGACGUCGUCAUCGAGCAACCAAACGAUCGGUGCUGACCGAGAUUCGGGCCACUCUUCUUUUAUCCCCUUCAUUUUUUUGGCGGGAGAGGUACCAGAGACUAACAGAGUGACAAUUUUGUUACCGAUUGGUAAUCUGUAAAUAUUAUUUUUUAACUAUUGUCAUCGAUUCAUGACAGAAGCUGA